AUGGAGAAUCUUCACAGUGAUACGUUAGAAAACAUACUUUCUCGAAUACCUAUUGAGGAAGCUUUACAUGCCAAACGUGUAUCCAAAACUUGGAGAGCAAUCCUCCGUUAUAGGACUAGUGAAAAGGCAGGUUUCUUUUUCGCUUUCUCUCGUGGGAGAAUUGGCAUCGAUGAGGUAAUUAGAGAAGAACUUUUCUAUGAAGAUGAGUAUGAUCAUUAUGAUCAUACAAAGAUGAACUAUUACUACACUCGCAAGACUCUUUCAAAGAUAGAACACGGCAGUUUUGCUACGAAAGCCCCCACGAGGGAUAUCAUGGUCGGGUCUUGCAAUGGUUUGGUUUGUUUUUGCAAAUUUAAUGGAGAUGCCAGAGUCGCAGAAGCCGCAGAACCUUUUCUAGUAUGCAACCCCUUAACGGGAGAAUCUGCCGUUCUUCCCAAAUAUAACUAUGAAUUGCAUUGGGAUACAGCAAACCAAAAGAUUCCCUGUGGUGGUCGUCGUUUAACAAGUGGGUUUGGCUACUGUCCUUCAACGAAUAAAUACAAGGUUGUUACAAUAUAUUACUCGGAUGCAAAUAAGAAUCAUGCGUAUACUGUUGGGGGUGAGUGGAGAUACAUUGGAUAUAUCGAUCGUCAUAUAUAUACUUUUUUGUCAGGCAUCUACCCAAAUGGAACACUUUACUGGUUGCAAAAAAUUCUUGAUAUGGUACAAGAAAGUGAGGUUGUAGCCUUUGAUAUGCAAGAUGAGAAGUUCGAUUACAUCGCAUUGCCAAGUUCUGGAGAUCUUGAAUACGAAACUUCCUUCGUUGCUUGGAGGGAAUGA
Messenger RNA from Papaver somniferum (opium poppy), 819 nucleotides. Its product is annotated as F-box protein At3g07870-like. The transcript has a single exon. Bases 1 to 819 code for a protein of 272 amino acids. The record is from RefSeq and is a predicted model, not a curated record. Gene Ontology annotation, molecular function: protein binding. Lineage: Eukaryota; Viridiplantae; Streptophyta; Magnoliopsida; Ranunculales; Papaveraceae.